This is a messenger RNA of Sardina pilchardus (European sardine), 2053 nucleotides long. Its product is annotated as macrophage mannose receptor 1-like. Bases 78 to 1307 code for a protein of 409 amino acids. NCBI's taxonomy places the organism in Eukaryota, Metazoa, Chordata, Actinopteri, Clupeiformes, Clupeidae. The transcript is spliced from 7 exons. The record is from RefSeq and is a predicted model, not a curated record.
CACAGAGACAAGCAGCGUAACCAGAAGGGGUGACAACAGAGGAGCAACUCCAGAGCUGUCUGACAGGCCCGUCAGUAAUGACUCUACUUCUAAUGACAACACUGCUGGUCUCAGGUCUGGUCAGUCUCUCCUCCUCUGUGCCACGUCAGUUCCAUGUGGUGAAGGAGCAGAAGAACUGGACAGAAGCUCAGCAGUACUGCAGAGAGGAGUUCACUGACCUCGCCACCAUAGACGACAUGACAGAGAAUGAGAAGGUGAAGAGCAAGAUCCAAGAUGCAGGUGCUGGAAAUGCCUGGAUUGGGCUGAAGAGGGGAGACUGGCAGUGGUCUCUGGCUGACAGGGAUUUCUACAGAGAGAAUGAAGCAGAGUUCAGGAACUGGGCUCCAGGCCAACCAGAUGAAGGAGGGAACUCCACACAUCCCUAUGUGCUGGUUACUGAGUGGAAGACCUGGGCAGAUGCUCAGAGAUACUGCAGAGAGAACCACACAGACCUGGCCAGUGUGAGGAAUCAGACAGAGAACGACCAGAUAGAGGGAGUUAGAGGAGAUGAAGAAGCCUGGAUUGGCCUGUUCAGAGCUUCCUGGUCAGACGGCAGCAGUUCCUCAUUCCGCCACUGGAAGGAUGGAGAACCUGAUAAUCAGGGUGUGGCGUGCACUGAAAUUGAGCCCAGUGGUCAGUGGAAAGAUGCAGGCUGUAAAUAUCCUAGUAAUUUCAUCUGCUAUGAAGAUGAGCUGGUUCUGGUCCGUGAGAAUAAGACCUGGAGAGAGGCGCUGCAGUACUGCCGAGAUCACCAUGUGGACCUGGUGUCUGUGACGUCCGAGCGGGUCCAGCGCUGGGUGAGUGAGCGGGCUAAAGGAGCCUCCACUGCUCACGUGUGGGUUGGCCUGCUCCACUGCUACAGCCUGGGCUGGUACUGGGUCUCUGGACAGAACGUCUCCUACAACAACUGGACCCCAGGGCACGAGCAGGUGGGGUCUGACCAACACAGACUCGGGGCAGUGGAGUCUGGACGGGGGCAGUGGGUCAGCGACCUGACUAAGACCGACCAACUCAACUUCAUCUGCACCACUGAGGACUCCAAAGAGGUGAAGAGGCAGAUUGUGAGAGUGGAGAUUAAGGUAGCUUCUCAUGUGAACAUCCAUGACCCUGCCGUGCAGCAGGCCUUCCUACAGCAGAUUCAGCAGAGACUGAGGGACAGUGGGAUGCCAGCAGACGCCAAACUGACCUGGAGGAGGCAACCGGAUGGAAAGAUCUUCAAAGAGAAGGAGGAGAAGAAAGAAGAGGGGAGGAAGAGAACUGAGCUCUAAACACUCUGCUGUUGUUCAUGUGACGUAUGAAGUGUGUAAACUGGGAGAUGUACACACUGACGGCACACACAGGGCAGUAAACUGAGUGCUCAGCACAUCUAGUUUGUACUUUCAAACACACAAAAAAGUCUCAGCUGUAAUAAUCCUGGAUAAUCAUUUGUGUUCUGCGUCACUUCCUUUGUGUCCACCAUGACACCCCAACAUAAGCACUUCAACUGAAAUUAUAAACACGUCCACCUGAAAGAAGGAACCAUUUUGGCUCCUCAUUUCAUUACCCGUCUUGGGCUACUGUAUUUUCCGAUCAACUUUUGCAUUUUAGGUUGCAUUUUAGGGUGCCUUUUACGAUCUGGCUAGGGACAACAGCUGGGAAAGUAGAUGUUAUUCUAAGUCAUAUGUUGACGACUCCUAUGUUUGUGUGUGGAUAUUUGAUUUUGAAUCUAUGGUCUAUGAAAAGAAAAAAGAGAUGCUUUAUUAAAGAUAACAAAAAAGUUCUGCUGUUUAUGGCGCUCCACUGUUCAAGUCAAUUCCCCACUAGUGGUGCCCACCUCACACUUUGAGAACCACUGCAUUACAUUCAUUCAUUUUCAUAACUCCAUUACUGUAACCGUCCAAUCCUGCUGUAAACUCUUAUCAGUUUUGUCUUUUGGGUCCAAUGUAUCAAAUGUUCAUGGGAUUUGUUUUAAAAACUUUGGACACAGCCCUGCACAGCAUCCCCGGAGUUAUAGCUACCUGUGACUAAUCACUAA